Molecule: messenger RNA, 2786 nt
Organism: Solanum lycopersicum (tomato)
Lineage: Eukaryota; Viridiplantae; Streptophyta; Magnoliopsida; Solanales; Solanaceae
Product: protein TIC 100
Cellular component (GO): cytosol
Source: RefSeq, a predicted model, not a curated record
UCUCAUUCCUUAUCUUCAUCUUCUUCAGUCUUACUACUCUCUUACUCUCCAAUGGCGGACCCAAAAGAAGUUAACUCAAACAGUUCAGAAAAUGAGCUAAUCCCAGAAGAGGAAUCCGACAAAGAAGAAGAAGAUGAAGAAGAAGAAGAAGAGGAAGAAGAAGAAGAAGAAGAAAUUGAAGAAGAACCUUCUUCGCCUUCUGAAUCGGACGAUUCUUCUGAUUCUGAGUCGGAAACUGAAGAGGGGUUUCGACCAAUUACUCGUUCGGGUGAGCCGAACAUAGAUGACGAAGAAAAUGUUACUCCAGAAGAAAAUGUGAAGCGUUUCAUGAGAAUCCUCAAUUCGAAAAGCAGGAACAGGGAAUUAGAUGAGGAGGAAAAAGGGUAUACGUAUCAUGAAGACUUGUUUGAUUUUCCUUAUGACCCGGAAAAUUGGAGGGAAGAGGAUUUGAAAGAGCUAUGGGGAGAUGCUCCGAUUGAGAUGACGAAACCCGGUUGGGACCCGAAUUGGGUUGAUGAAGAGGAAGAUGAUAUCAUUGCAGAAGAGACUAAAGCGGGUCGAGACCCACCAAUUGCCCCGUUUUAUGUACCGUAUAGGAAGCCGUAUCCUGUGAUACCGGAUAAUAAUUAUGAUAUUUCCAAUCCCAAAUCUGUGAUUGAAGAGCUUGAUAGGAUUGAGGAGUUCUUGAAAUGGGUUAGCUACAUUUUUGUUGAUGGUAGCACGUAUGAAGGCACUGUUUGGGAUGACUUGGCACAUGGAAAAGGUGUUUAUGUCGCUGAGCAAGGGCUGGUCAGGUAUGAAGGUGAAUGGCUUCAAAACAACAUGGAAGGUCAUGGAGUUGUUGAGGUUGAGAUACCCCACAUAGAACCCAUCCCAGGAUCCAAACUUGAAGCCAAGAUGAGAGCUGAAGGCAAGAUUAUAAAGAGAGACUUUAUGUCCCCAGAAGACAGAGAAUGGCUGGAGAAGGAUAUUGAAGAUACUCUAGAGCUAACAAACGGAAGUUAUGAAAUUCCUUUCUAUGAGAAUGAUGAAUGGAUCAGGCAAUUCGGCAAGAAACCGGAGAAGGGGCGAUAUCGCUAUGCUGGCCAAUGGAAGCAUGGAAGAAUGCAUGGUUGCGGUUUAUAUGAAGUUAAUGAACGCACAAUAUAUGGUCGUUUUUAUUUUGGAGAACAUGUAGCAGAGGAUACUUAUGGAUGUGAUGCAGAAAUUUCAGCGAUGCAUGCAGGUAUAGCAGAAGUUGCAGCUGCUAAGGCCCGGAUGUUUAUUAACAAGCCUGAUGGAAUGGUGAGAGAAGAGAGAGGCCCCUAUAGUGAUCCUCAACAUCCAUAUUUAUAUGAAGAAGAUGAUGUGUGGAUGGCACCAGGUUUCAUCAACCAGUUUUAUGAAGUUCCGGAUUAUUGGAAAGCAUAUACACAUGACGUGGAUGAAGAGAGAGAAAUGUGGUUGAACUCAUUUUACAAAGCUCCUUUACGAUUGCCUAUGCCUGCAGAGCUUGAACAUUGGUGGUCCAAAGAUGAAAAGCCGGAGUUUAUUUUACUUAACAAGGAACCUGAGCCUGAUCCUGAAGAUCCUUCUAAACUCGUCUAUACUGAAGAUCCUGUCAUCCUGCACACUCCGACUGGAAGGAUUAUCAACUAUGUGGAAGAUGAGGAACAUGGGUUACGAUUGUUUUGGCAACCUCCUGUAAAAGAGGGUGAAGAUGUCGAUCCUGAUAAAGUUGAAUUCCUCCCCCUAGGAUUUGACGAGUUUUAUGGACGAGGUGGGACUGUCAAAUCAGAUAGUGUGUGGAAACGGUUUGUUACCUCAGUGGAAAAUGCAUGCAAACCGAUGUUUGACAAACUUGAGAAAUGGACUGAAGAGAAGAAGAAAGCAGGUGAGAUGAAGAUAGAGCUGUUGAAAAAAGAGUUAGAAUUAGCAGAAGCAGAAUUGUCUCUAAAGGAAGCGUUGGAAGACAUGGAUGAUGAAUUAAAAAGAAUGCAAGAAGAGGAGGAAAAGAAAGUUGCAAUGGGAACCCAAGAAGAAGAUGAUAUUGUACCUUCUGAAUCAACAGAUGAACUUGAGAAAACUUGGGCGGAAAAGAAGGAAGAUGAGGACGAGGACGAGGACGAGGAAGACGAAGAGGAGGUUACUGCAUCAAGUUUUGGAUCUGCUGACAAUCAAAGCUCAGCUAAAAGUGACAAGAAGGAUAACAGAUCUGGAAAGGCUCCGUUUGGAGCAUCCUCUUUGUCAUUUGCUGCCUGUACCUUGGUUCCCACUGUGCCACCUAAGCUACAGCAUACAUUUACGGCUUGGAAGGGAAAAUUGAGUCCUAAACCGUCAUCUCCAUUGUCCAACGCUCCAUCUGAUGUCCAUGAAUUUCCAAAGGAGCAACAGACUCCAGGCUCAAUUAGCUUCCCUUAUGCUGUUGCACAAAAUGGAAGAUUAAGAGCUGUUAGUCAAGCACAGAUGCCAGAGAAGUAUAUCAGCAAGUCGCGUAUCAGAAAACGCUCAAAGCAGAAAACGUCUUCACAAAUUCAAGGAUAUCAACAAGAGCUUUGCUUCAACAUAUUAUCACUACACACACCAUUGCCUUUGUAGUGAAGCUAGGUUUUUCCUUCCCCUUCCUCAACCUCUCAUUAAUCUAUGAACAACUUUGAUCAAUUUUGCAGUGCAGCGGCGAAUUGUUUGAUUCGAGCUAGGCAUAUCCAUGUCAUACAUUUUUUACACCAUGGGGUUGGUGAUUGUAACAUGGAAUUGUUCCUCUUUCUUUCAUAUGUAACAUGUAUUGUUCUCAUCACUUCUUCUUA